Molecule: messenger RNA, 1266 nt
Organism: Colletotrichum karsti
Lineage: Eukaryota; Fungi; Ascomycota; Sordariomycetes; Glomerellales; Glomerellaceae
Product: 26s protease regulatory subunit 6b
Exons: 3
Coding region: 1-1266 (421 amino acids)
Biological process (GO): proteasome-mediated ubiquitin-dependent protein catabolic process
Cellular component (GO): proteasome regulatory particle, base subcomplex
Molecular function (GO): ATP binding; ATP hydrolysis activity; proteasome-activating activity
Source: RefSeq, a predicted model, not a curated record
AUGGGUGACGUUUUGGUGGAAAACCCGGCCAACUUCGUCCAUUCUCAGAAGAAGACGGCGCCCUCAACAAUCCCCAGUAUCGAGAACUUCGAGGGCAUUGCUUCGGAAGGAGGUGAUGACUAUGCCACACUCAAGAAGCUGCAAAGGCAACUGGAGUACAUCCAGCUGCAGGAGGAGUACAUCAAGGAUGAGCAAAGGAGUCUGAAGCGUGAGCUUGUCCGAGCUCAGGAGGAGAUCAAGCGGAUUCAGAGCGUGCCCCUCGUUAUCGGGCAGUUUAUGGAGGCCAUCGACCAGAACACCGGCAUUGUCCAGUCAUCGACCGGUUCCAACUACGUCGUCCGCAUUCUCUCCACCCUCGACCGCGAGAAGCUUAAGCCUUCUUCCUCCGUCGCCCUCCACCGCCACUCCAAUGCCCUCGUCGACAUCCUCCCCCCCGAAGCCGAUUCCUCCAUCGCCAUGCUUGGCGCCGACGAGAAGCCCGAUGUGACAUAUGCCGACGUUGGUGGUCUCGACAUGCAGAAGCAAGAGAUCCGUGAGGCCGUCGAGCUGCCUCUGACGCACUUCGACCUGUACAAGCAGAUCGGUAUCGACCCCCCGCGUGGUGUUCUGCUGUACGGUCCUCCUGGUACCGGAAAGACCAUGCUGGUCAAGGCCGUCGCCAACUCUACGACUGCCAACUUCAUCCGCGUCGUCGGUUCCGAGUUCGUCCAGAAGUACCUCGGUGAGGGUCCCCGUAUGGUCCGCGACGUCUUCCGCAUGGCUCGCGAGAACGCCCCCGCCAUCAUCUUCAUCGACGAGAUCGACGCCAUCGCGACGAAGCGUUUCGACGCGCAGACCGGUGCCGAUCGUGAGGUCCAGCGUAUCCUCCUCGAACUCCUCAACCAGAUGGACGGUUUCGACCAGACCGCCAACGUCAAGGUCAUCAUGGCCACCAACCGUGCCGACACCCUCGACCCCGCUCUUCUCCGUCCCGGUCGUCUCGACCGAAAGAUCGAGUUCCCCAGUCUGCGUGACCGCCGCGAGCGCCGACUCAUCUUCUCCACCAUCGCCAGCAAGAUGUCCCUCGCCCCCGAGGUCGACCUCGACUCGCUGAUCGUGCGCAACGACCCCUUGAGCGGUGCCGUUAUCGCCGCCAUCAUGCAGGAGGCCGGUCUCCGCGCCGUGCGCAAGAACCGCUACAACAUCAUCCAAAGCGAUCUGGAGGACGCCUACUCAAGCCAGGUCAAGGGCACGAGCGACGAGAACAAGUUUGACUUCUACAAAUAA